UGGUUGUGACGGCACCGAGUGUAACCUCUUUGAAGAUCAGACUUGACUAACACUAGCGCAGGUACAGGUACAUUCAGGAGCCGGUGCAUGCCCAGUACUUGCCAACAGUGCGUAACAGACCAGCUGCCCAAGAAGCUAACGAGCCGAUCUGUGGCGGAGAUAGAAGCAAAAUGAGGAUAAUGGCUGGAUACCUGACCUGGCUGACUUGGGUGUUGCUGCUGGCUCUCUGCUACACGCCUACACCUGCUCACUCUGGGAGCUUCGGGUCAGCAGGUAUUGGUGGUGGUGGUGGUAAUGAGUUCACCCUGGACGGUAUUCAUGACGGCCCGUGGAUUGGCGAUGACGGAUACAUAGGAGGAAGUGACGCCGACUCAACAGGACCGGGUGUGAUACUAAGGACUCCGAUUCAACUAUUUAACUCUACAGGUACCAGGCUGAUACCAGUGAUAACAGGUCCUCCACUCAACUCAAGACCCCAAAAGUAAUAGACAUGACCAACAGUCCUGUAAUAAAAUAAUAAAUGUAAUAAAAUAAUGUAAUAAAAAAUUUCAAUAUA
This is a messenger RNA of Homarus americanus (American lobster), 556 nucleotides long. RefSeq lists its product as uncharacterized. The record is from RefSeq and is a predicted model, not a curated record. The coding region runs from base 171 to 485 and encodes 104 amino acids. The transcript is spliced from 4 exons. Lineage: Eukaryota; Metazoa; Arthropoda; Malacostraca; Decapoda; Nephropidae.